This is a messenger RNA of Ascochyta rabiei, 903 nucleotides long. RefSeq names its product Acetylxylan esterase. Gene Ontology annotation, molecular function: hydrolase activity. Gene Ontology annotation, cellular component: extracellular region. The record is from RefSeq and is a predicted model, not a curated record. NCBI's taxonomy places the organism in Eukaryota, Fungi, Ascomycota, Dothideomycetes, Pleosporales, Didymellaceae. The transcript has 3 exons. Bases 1 to 903 code for a protein of 300 amino acids.
AUGCGCCUCUUCGCCGUCCUCACAAGCUACCUUUCGCUGGCAGCAGCAGCCACAUUGGGGAAGCGUGCACCAACACCUGGCACGCUAUCUCAAGUCACCUCAUUCGGUACUGCGCCAACAAAUGUCAGCUUCUACAUCUACGUUCCGAAGAAGCUGGCACCUUCACCAGGAGUCAUCGUCGCUAUACACUACUGCACGGGUACUGCUCAAGCGUACUAUUCUGGCAGCCCUUACGCGACCCUCGCCGAGCAAUAUGGUUUCAUUGUCAUCUAUCCCAGCUCUCCCCAUUCCGACAAGUGCUGGGAUGUCAGCAGCAAGCAGACACUGAGCCAUGAGGGAGGAGGCGAUAGCAACACCAUUGCAAACAUGGUCAAGUGGACUUUGACGCAGUACAAAGCCGAUGAUGCGAAGGUGUUUGUGACCGGAUCGAGCAGUGGCGCGAUGAUGACGAACGUCCUUGCCGCCACCUACCCCGAUCUCUUCAAAGCUGCCAUCGCCUACUCCGGUGUGCCCGCUGGCUGCUUCGUCUCUGCUUCAGGCGAAAUCGAUGCCUGGAACAGCACCUGCACGCAGGGUCAAUCAAUUGCCACUCCCCAAGCAUGGGCGAAGGUCGUCACGGACAUGUACCCCGGCUACAAAGGCAGACGCCCCAAAAUGCAGGUCUAUCACGGCAGCGCGGAUACUGCGCUGCUGCCACCCAACUACCAGGAGACGAUGAAGCAAUGGGCUGGUGUGUUUGGAUACGAUUAUAACCAGCCACAGAGUACUAAAGUGGAUGAUCCUCAGAGUGGGUACACGAGGACGGUCUACGGACCCUUGGUCCAAGGUAUCUAUGCACAAGGCGUGGGACACACAGUGCCCAUUCGAGGUGCCGAUGACAUGGAGUUCUUUGGGUUUGCUUGA